CUUACGUGUGUGACCUCCACCUGUGUCUCUCACCUGUCCUGUAACUCCCCCUGUCCCCCUCUGCAGGUGCUUCACUGCACGGGUCACCUGAAGAUCUACACCAGCGUUCCUCCUCGUGUUCUGUGUGGCUUCGCUGAGCCCCCGCUCACCUGUGCCGUCCUGAUGUGUGAACCCAUCGCUCACCCCUCCAACAUCGACACGCCGCUGGACAGCAAGACCUUCCUGAGCCGACACAGCAUGGACAUGAAGUUCACCUACUGCGACGACAG
Molecule: messenger RNA, 269 nt
Organism: Notothenia coriiceps (black rockcod)
Lineage: Eukaryota; Metazoa; Chordata; Actinopteri; Perciformes; Nototheniidae
Product: hypoxia-inducible factor 1-alpha-like
Exons: 1
Biological process (GO): regulation of transcription by RNA polymerase II; cellular response to hypoxia
Molecular function (GO): RNA polymerase II transcription regulatory region sequence-specific DNA binding; DNA-binding transcription factor activity, RNA polymerase II-specific
Source: RefSeq, a predicted model, not a curated record